AUGUGGACGCUAUCCUACACAACGCACACGAUAAUCUCAAUAUCUUUGCAUGUGCUGGGAGUGGUUGUGGGACUCUUCGUCUGGUAUUUAUUCCCAAAACAUCCGACGCGUUCGAUCGUCCAACUCCCAUCGGAACGAGUAGCCGUUGCUAUCGACACGCCGAUCACAACGAAAUCCGAAAAACUCAACGUAUACUCUCCAUCGGAGAACUUCACAAAUAAUGACGAAAGUGUCGCAAAACUAAUCGACUUCGAGGAUCAUCAUAUGCCACAAAUCUCAGCAAUCCGCCAGUUUGGUUAA
Caenorhabditis briggsae is the source of this 300-nucleotide messenger RNA. The transcript is spliced from 2 exons. Lineage: Eukaryota; Metazoa; Nematoda; Chromadorea; Rhabditida; Rhabditidae. The record is from RefSeq and is a predicted model, not a curated record. The coding region runs from base 1 to 300 and encodes 99 amino acids.